Molecule: messenger RNA, 750 nt
Organism: Truncatella angustata
Lineage: Eukaryota; Fungi; Ascomycota; Sordariomycetes; Amphisphaeriales; Sporocadaceae
Product: Der1-like family protein
Exons: 2
Coding region: 1-750 (249 amino acids)
Biological process (GO): endoplasmic reticulum unfolded protein response
Cellular component (GO): endoplasmic reticulum membrane; Hrd1p ubiquitin ligase ERAD-L complex
Molecular function (GO): ubiquitin-specific protease binding; misfolded protein binding
Source: RefSeq, a predicted model, not a curated record
AUGCCCGGCGAGGGCGGCCGGAACCCCCUAGAGGCUUGGUUCUGGGAGAUGCCAUUAUGCACACGAUGGUGGACGACGGCCACCGUUCUAACGAGCGCACUGGUGCAAUGCCAGAUGGUCACACCCUUUCAACUAUUCUAUAGCGUGCGAACCGUGUUUGGAAAAGGAGAGUACUGGAGAUUGUUGACCACCUUUUUGUACUUCGGCCCCUUCUCAUUAGACCUCCUAUUCCACGUCUACUUCCUCCAACGCUACGCCCGCCUCCUCGAGGAGUCCAACGGCCGAUCACCGGCGCACUUCUCAUGGCUCCUCGUCUAUUCCAUGGCCUUUCUCUUGGUCGUCUCGCCCUUCGUCUCUAUGCCGUUCCUCGGCCACCCCUUGUCCUCCACCCUCGUCUAUAUCUGGUCGCGCCGCAACCCCGAUACGCGAAUGAGCUUUCUUGGGCUUUUGGUCUUCACAGCGCCGUACCUGCCCUGGGUUCUGAUGGGGUUCAGCCUAGUUAUGCAUGGAACUGUUCCCAAGGACGAAAUCAUGGGUGUAGUCAUUGGCCAUAUCUGGUAUUUCUUCAACGAUGUGUACCCGCCAAUGCACAACGGCUCGAGGCCCAUGGACCCGCCCAGAUUUUGGCGCAGGUUAUUUGAAGGGAGACCCGCCAGAGAGCAACAUGAAGAUGACGACGCCACGGCUAUCAACAAUGAGUUCGCGGUCGGUGGAGGACCUGAGCUGGCUGCUGCUGCUGAUGUUCGAUGA